Messenger RNA from Quercus robur (English oak), 4187 nucleotides. Its product is annotated as potassium channel SKOR-like. The transcript is spliced from 14 exons. Gene Ontology annotation, cellular component: membrane. The record is from RefSeq and is a predicted model, not a curated record. Gene Ontology annotation, molecular function: voltage-gated potassium channel activity; protein binding. Bases 373 to 2820 code for a protein of 815 amino acids. NCBI's taxonomy places the organism in Eukaryota, Viridiplantae, Streptophyta, Magnoliopsida, Fagales, Fagaceae. Gene Ontology annotation, biological process: transmembrane transport; potassium ion transport.
GUUUCCUUUUAUCACUAGAAAAUAUAGAGAUCUUUGUACGUAUACCGCCAGUAGUAGCAGUAAUAGUAGUAAGACAACCCAUACCAUUCAUGAAUUACAGAUCUGACGUUAAGGUCCGCUGAUUCCCUUUGUCGCAAAAAUCACUGUUGUAAAUUCCUAUAUCUCGCAUCGAACAAAGUUAGCGGAAUAAUAAAAAGUUAGCAUCCCCACUGCUCCCAAAUGUCAAUCACACCAAUAUAUAUGUCACAAACCGGCCAUUAUAUCAAAAAUAUAUAUAUAAAAACUGGGUUCAGUAUUGAUAAGGGUGUUUCUGCUUCAAAUAUCAGUUUUCACAUAGAAUUAUAUCUUUGAUUAUAUAGCUAGGCUCGGAAGAUGAAUAUUGAAGGAAGGAGAAGGGGAGGUGAGGAGUCAGAAGACGAAGGGUAUGAGGUUGAGAAGGUGACAUGGAAGAGGCCUUUCAAGGCGUUGCUAAGAGAGAUGAGUGUGAGUGGGAUUGGAGGAGACCCCGCUUCCAACAGUGAAGGCAGCAGAUUGCAGCGCUUUGUCAUUCAUCCUGAUAACUGGUGGUACAUGAUAUGGAAACAUUUCAUACUGAUAUGGGCAGUGUAUUCGUCUUUCUUCACUCCCCUCGAGUUUGGAUUCUUCAGAGGCCUCCCAGAGAACCUCUUCCUCCUCGACAUUGCUGGUCAGUUCGCCUUUCUCAUCGACAUUGUCAUUCGCUUCUUCGUCGCCUAUCGUGACUCCCACUCCUACCGCAUUGUCUCCAACCGCAAUCUCAUUGCACUUCGCUACAUUAAGUCUCGCUUCUUCUUUGAUUUACUCAGUUGUUUUCCCUGGGAUGCUAUCUUCAAGGUUUCUGGUAGACGUGAGCUAGUGAGGUAUCUGUUAUGGAUUAGGCUAAGUCGAGCGCUCAGAGUGACAGAGUUUUUUGAGAAGUUGGAGAAAGAUAUUCGGAUAAAUUACCUUGCUACGAGAAUUCUGAAACUUUUUGUUGUUGAACUCUAUUGCACGCAUACGGCUGCCUGCAUCUUUUACUAUCUUGCUACAACCGUGCCUGCUGCAAAUGAAGGUUACACAUGGAUAGGAAGUUUGAAGAUGGGUGACUACACUUAUUCACACUUCAGAGAUAUUGAUCUCUGGAAGCGUUAUGUGACAUCUCUCUAUUUUGCCAUUGUUACCAUGGCAACUGUUGGUUAUGGAGAGAUACAUGCAGUCAAUGUCAGGGAGAUGAUAUUCAUCAUGAUUUAUGUUUCAGUUGACAUGAUUCUGGGUGCUUAUCUGCUUGGUAACAUCGCAGCAUUAAUAGUAAAAGGGUCAAAGACAGAAAAAUUUCGGGAUAAAAUGUCUGAGCUUAUCACAUAUUUGAAUAAAAACAAUAUUGAUAGGCAAACAAGUAAGGAGAUCAAAGGUCAUCUGCGAUUACAGUAUGAACGCAGCAUAACAGAAGGUGCUUUGCUUCAGGACAUUCCAGCCUCUAUUCGCACUAAGAUUUCACAGAACUUAUAUGAGCAGCAUGUUAAAGGAGCUUCUCUUUUCAAGGAGUGUUCUGAGGGAUUCAUCAAGCAGAUUGCAGCCCGAGUCCAUGAGGAGUUUUUUCUCCCAGGAGAAGUGAUUAUAGAACAGGGAAAAGUAGUAGAUCAACUUUAUAUCAUAUGUCACGGUGAAGUGGAGGAGGUAGGAAAGGUGGAUGAUGAUGAAACAGAAGAAUGUGUUAUGCGUUUGCAAGUCAAUAAAUCAUUUGGCGAGGUUUCUUUUCUUUGCAAUACUCCUCAGCCUUAUACAGUUCAAGUUCUUGAUCUAUGUAGGGUCUUGCGACUUGAUAAACAAUGUCUUAAAGAAGUUCUGGGGAUCUGUUUCUCUGAUGGGCGGAUUAUCUUAAACAAUCUCCUUGAGGGAAAGGACUCCAAUCUCCAAAGAAAGAUUUUGGAAUCAGAUAUCACACUGUAUAUUGCACAGCAAGAAUCAGAGCUGGCUAUGAGGCUUAAUUGUGCGGCCUAUGAUGGAGAUAUUUAUCGACUAAAACGUUUGAUCAACGCAGGAGCCAAUCCCAAUAAGACAGAUUAUGAUGGAAGAUCACCUUUGCAUGUUGCUGCAUCCAAAGGAUAUGAAGAUAUUACUCUUUUCCUUAUUGAGCAGAGAGUGGAUGUCAGCAUUUCAGAUAAGUUUGGAAACACUCCCUUGCUUGAAGCCAUCAAGAAUGGGCACGAUCAAGUAGCUUCUCUACUCGUUAAGGCAGGGGCAGCACCUACAAUUGAUGAUGCCGGUAGUUUUCUCUGUAUGAUUGUUGCAAGGAGGGACUUCGAGUUUUUAAAAAGGGUUUUGUCCAAUGGCAUUAAUCCAAAUGCCAAAAAUUAUGAUUGUCGAACACCACUUCACAUAGCUGCCUCAGAAGGGUUAUAUUUAGUGGCAGAAUUACUUCUAGAAGCAGGAGCAAGUGUUUUGUCAAAGGACAGAUGGGGAAAUACUGCACUGGAUGAUGCCCUUAUUGGCGGAAAUAAGAAUUUGAUCAAGCUGCUCAAAGUUGCAAGAACUUCUCAGUUGUCUGGGUUAUCUGAUUGUUCUCAAGAAAUUCGAGAUCAAAUGCGACAGAAGAAAUGCACAGUGUUUCCCUUUCACCCAUGGGAUCCCAAAGAGGAGAGAAGAGAGGGAGUGGUGUUGUGGGUUCCAAAAAGCAUUCAAGAGCUCAUCAAUGCAGCAAGGGAACAGUUGAAAUGUCCUAGUGGGAAUACUAUUUUAUCAGAAGAUGGAGGCAAAAUUCUUGACAUAAACAUGGUUACCAACGAUCAGAAGAUAUAUUUGCUCAAGUCUGUCCGGAAAUAAAUGAAGAACAGGAGAGUUUUCUUAGGCGCGUUUGGGCGAUUCCGCUUGGGCAGAGAAAGUGGAAGGACCUGGUCACACUUGAAACCCUUCACGCUUUUUGUGGUGGUCCCGAGCCAACAGUUGAAGCUCGAUGGUUAGAUGCAUACGCUCGUCGAUAGAUGGACAGUGGUAGGUAGAGGGCUUUGGUGAGGCAAGCCACUGCUGCUCACCUCAAGCAAUGAGGGGAGGCAUUAGCUUCUCCUUCUAAGGUGACGCCUCCUCCCAAAGUUGCCCCCAAAAGGAAGGGGACGGGUAAGGAUGAUCGUCCCGCUAAAAAAGGUGACGGGCCAAUCCGCCGUGACAAAUCAGGUGGAUUCGUCACAAAAGGCUCCUCCACCUUCGUGCCAUGGUGUUGGUAAAGGUUUGAUGAUGGCUCAAGGCCUUAUCGCUUCUGGCUCCAUCCAAAGGCUGGUGAGCCAUAAGGAAUAUGCCAUCGAGAUGGUCCACUCAAUCAUAAAGGACACAGACAUGGACGAGUGUGGCAAGCAUGGCAUUGAAGACUUGGGGGACUUUGGUCUUUUUGACCUGGUGAGGGUGAGUUUGCGUCAGGUUCGCCUCUUUCUUUUUUCGUGCAUAAAGUCUUUUAUAAUUGUCGUCUUUUGCAAGCCAUGGUAAGGAUGAAGGCUCUCCAAGCUAGGUGCGUUGCUAAAGAAGGCGUGGUCCGUCACCAAUAUAUCUAUUUAGAGCACAAGGUCGACCAGUUGAGUCAAUAUAAGGAAGCUACUCAUAUCCUCAACAUCGAGGUGAACAAGAAGAAGGUUGAGCUGGAGGCAACCACCCGUUGAUGUGAAGAUCUAGUCAAAUCAAACACUAACCUGAUGACAGAGCUGACCACUCUUUGUGAGCAGAUGGAGCAGUUAAGGCUGACGCUAUGGCGGAGUAUCGGACCUCUUAACCUUUUUAUGAUGAGUUGGGUGGCUUUUAUAGUGAUGGCUCUGAGGAUUGCCUUAAGCAGAUCGCCGCUCUUUACCUUAACCUAGACCUGUCCAAAGUGGUGAUUGACGACAUCGUUCCGCAGAAGCCUGGUAGCGCCAACGCUGUCAUGAACGAAGCCAACGGUGUUGUCCACUUGAUGGAGGGAAUGGUAAAGGAGCUUGCUUACGCUGAGAUUAACAGCCAGAACGUCCCUGAAGGCUAAACUGUUCUCGAAGGUCUGUCUGUUCCAGAGGGUUCGUUAGCUCCUAAAGGCCAAUCUAUCCCUGAUGCUCCUCUAGCCUAGCCUUGCUUUUUAUUUUUGUCAUUUAUUUUUGUGUUUUGUAAGAAUAAUUUCAAAACAAUGGAGUGCCCUGUUUUGGGCUUAUGUAUUAACUUUUAUUCCCGUCGGGUUC